Pyrenophora tritici-repentis Pt-1C-BFP is the source of this 333-nucleotide messenger RNA. RefSeq lists its product as uncharacterized. The record is from RefSeq and is a predicted model, not a curated record. NCBI's taxonomy places the organism in Eukaryota, Fungi, Ascomycota, Dothideomycetes, Pleosporales, Pleosporaceae.
AUGGUAACACCGCCCACGCCACCGAAGGCUUCAUGGAAGGACCCAUACUAUUCAUGGCGCGGCCACAGUCCUUUGCGACACGAAUACAAGGUCACUCGGACAUCAGAAGUGGACUCCAACACCACAGCCUCGGGCGCUUCGGCCCAUCACAACCUCUCUGUAAGCCACCUACUAGGGACCAUGUCUUCCCCAGGUUCCACUAACAGCACGUCGACCGCCGCCCAUAAUCUCCUCGACACCGAACAGGAGGACCCAGAAGAUUACGAUCCCGAGUACGCCACCUACCUUGCAGCCACCAUUCAGUCACAAGCCGAGAAGGAGGAUUUGGAAUAG